AAUCCCCGGUGCGUGUUUUUGCCUGAGGCGAAACAAACACUUGUGGCUAUGGUGUAAUAUCGUUGACUCAUUCAUAAUUAAUGACAAGUCUAAAAGAAAACGUCAUGUUCCCUGUUUUUUUACACCAAUUUAUAUUCGUUUGUCCAACGCGUCUUUUAGCGGGGACAGUGACGCUGUUCGCGCACAGGGAAGUCGAGAGAAGAGGAGGGGGUAAAGGACAGGAUGGGAGGAGGGAGGGAAGAGGAGGGAGAGAGGCACUGAGCACAGCGACUGGACUCCGUAUUGAAGGUGAAGACCAGCCCUGCGCCACGGAGAGAGACAUUACCCCAGUAGGCGACGUUGUAUAGGCUUGGAUAUGGAGGUUCCCCGUGUGGAACACGGCACCGGCAGCCCUGUCAGCCCCGGCGACGACAUGAUCAAGAACCUCAGCCUGGACGCGCUGCAGCUUACUGAAAGAGAAGGAAAUAAGUCUCAAGACAAUGGCAUUGCAGAAAUGGAGGAGCUUCCAGUUCCUCAGAACAUCAAGAUAAACAACAUCACGUGUGACUCUUUCAAGAUUAGCUGGGACAUGGAAUGUCGAUCCAAGGACCGCAUUACUAACUACUUCAUUGAUUUGAAUAAGAAGGAGAACAAGAAUUCUAACAAAUUCAAACACAAGGAUGUCCCCACUAAGCUGGUGGCGAAGGCGGUGUCACUGCCCAUGACAGUGAGAGGGCAUUGGUUCCUGAGUCCCAGGACAGAGUACACCGUAGCGGUCCAGACAGCCUCCAAACAGAGUGAAGGGGACUAUGCAGUCUCCGAAUGGAGUGAGAAAGUGGAAUUCUGCACUGCUGACUACUCUACUGUGCAUCUGACACAGCUGCUGGAAAAGGCAGAGGGGAUAGCUGGUAGGAUGUUGAGAUUCACAGUCUUUUAUCGAAACCAGCAGAAGGACUACUUUGAUCAGGCGAGCCCCUCUUCUGAUUCCAGAGAGCUGCAGGACAACCAGAUGCUCCCAGCGGUGAAGGACAAUAGCGGCAGCCACGGCUCUCCUAUCAGUGGCAAGCUGGAGGGAAUCUACUUCAGCUGCAACACAGAGUUCAACACAGGCAAGCCCCCCCAGGACUCGCCCUACGGCCGCUACCGCUUCCAGAUCCAGGCUGAGGCGUUGUUCAACCCCAAGACCAACCUGUAUUUUGGGGACUUCUACUGCAUGUAUACAGCCUACCACUACGUCAUCCUGGUGCUGGCGCCAGAGGGCUCUCCAGGGGACCUCUUCUGUAAAGGCCGCCUCCCGGCACUAGACAUCUCUAACAACCACUUCCUGACGUGUACCCAGGAGGAAGAAGGGGCACGGCUGGUUUUCCACCAUGCACAGGACGUGAUCCUGGAGGUGAUCUACACCGACCCUGUGGACCUGGCGCUGGGCAGCGUUGAGGAGAUCCAAGGACACCAGCUCAGUAGCAUGUCCACCCUCAACGCUAAGAAGGAUCCCAGCUGCAAGACCUGCAACAUCAGCGUGGGACGCUAACAGUGCAAGCUGGCUAAUUAGUUAACUGGUUAACCAGCUAACUGUGGUAGCUAGCUAAUUGGCUAAUCAGCUAACAUGCUAACUUUGCCAACAAGCCCCCUCCACACCAUCCUUUCCCCAUCUUCCCCCCCAAAAAACACAAACUGUUUGACUGUUUUCAUUUUCUAUCCAAUAUUGCGUCUCUCUGCAGCAGCAGCAUGUGUUUUUACAGCUAUUAACAGUCUAUUAUUUUACCUUCAGUUUCUGCUUCACAUACUACUGGUUAGGUUAGAAUUGUGCUUUUCUAUAUUUAGAGGAGGGUGAAUGGGUAUGCGGGCGGGUUAGGAUGUUUCUGCAUGGUGUUUGGGCAUAGUCCACAGUGUUUCUUUAACCCUACUGGCUGUAAUAGACCUCUAUCAUAUUACAGACCUAUGAUGUCAUGUCCUGCAAAUGCUAAAAACAUAAGCUCAAGCUGCUUGAAGCACCAUGGUAACAGCUUCCACAAGGCAUGAGGAUUUAGUAUUAUGUAACGUCAUCUUGUAAUGGAAUGUGAUAACUGGAUAAUUCUCGGCCCGGGACGAAGUCUGGUUGCGCGUCAUAGAAAUCUGGACUGAAGCAUGGUAGGUUUUAACAUCAGUCUGAUGUCAUCACAUCAAAAUUGUCCUCUCCUGGGUUCUGUGUUAUGUAUGUAUUACCAUUACCAGAAAACCACCUGUGUUCAACAUAAUAAACGUGACAAAACGUAUAUAGAAAAAUAUUUAUUUUUACUGUGUAGAAAAUGAGCAAACAAGGGGAACAAUACAAACACUCUAAUCUUUAGAUUUAGAAGAAUUCUCGAAAUAUUUCAGUCAAAGUUUAACGAGUGUGCAUUAAAGCUAACAUUAAAACCACUCUGUGUUUCAGGACAUGAUCCUAACCACGACACAUGACUGGAUUUAAGUAUGAUGUCACAUCUAACCACAAGAGAUUGUAGCACAACAAUUGAACAGUAUACGUCGGUUGACAUGCAGAGUCACACAACAACAUUGUUGCAAUUAACUGCAGUGGAAUUCACUUGAAUUCUGUCUGAACGUGGUCCUGGUUGAGGAUUCUAAAUGACGACCAUCAAAUAGACUUUCACAGGGUUGAACUGAGUGGUGCCUGCUGCAGUUCAUAUUGCACCAUACCCAUGUGGCAUCUGUGACAGAUUGCUUCGCAGCCACGACGCUGAUUAUACUGCAGUUAUGAGAGCAGGUAUGAGAAAGGUUCACUAACCCAGCGACCACGUCUGUACUUGGAGGGAGAGAGGGGUUUCAGGUAAAAACCACCAGACAAUGGAAAGGACACCGUAUAUAGACAUAGAAAUUCUAAACCUUACCGCCAAACAAACAUACAUUAAUGCAUGCCUUCAUCAUAAUCUUAACUUCAAUCUCCUGCAUUCAUUCCUUUCAGGGGCCCGUUUCUUUGAACCAUUUAAUUUUAAAUCGUUUGGUUAGGGGUUUCAGGGUGGGUUACGGCUUAGGUUUUGUAUUGGCCACGGUCUCUUUUCUGUAACUUCACCGUGAGGCCAAAGUUAAAGUUCAGCAUUUUAUUAGUCGCAUACACAUUGCAGCAGAUGUUGUUGCGGAUGUGUAGCAAAAUGCUUGUGAAUAAGCUCCUGGCCAAUCUAAUGCAUAGUGUCCGUCCUGCCACAAUCAUGUUAAUCAUACAACAAUUUCAAAUGUUGCAAUAUCUCAAAGUUAGAAAAAUUGCAUAUGGUAUAGGCUUUGGCAAAAAAUAUUUAUAUAUAUGUUAAGUGCCAUAUCAAGUUGAAUGUCCAUUCUUCAUCCAUUUGCAUUGAAACACCAUUUAAAGCUUAUACCCUUUUCAAACAACACAUGGACUGUGGCGCCACAGAGAGCUUUGGUUAUGGCAAAGAUGUAUAUCUGUAAGGGCACACUACAGCUUUUCAAAUGCCGAAACAAAACCUUCUCUGGAGAUGGCUUUGAACCGCCACCGGAUCGGCGUUACCUUAGUCUGUAAAGAAAUGCCAUACCUGAAGCUGUCAACCAAAUAAUCAUGAAGUGCAUUAGCGCAGCCUGGUUGUCGGCUGUCUGGGUGCAGACCAUUCUCCCCUUAAAAGGUUCAUUACAGUUUAUUUAUACCAACAACAUAAUUAGUUGAAAUAAAAUGCACCUUGCUAGCAUGUUAUCCAAACUGAAUUAAAACAGCAUGUAGCACAUCAAUCUGCAACGUUUAUCUAUGUCAUGGAAAUUAUACUGGACAUUCUAUGCUGUAGUUGAAUUCUCUGGUCUGACAGUAUACUGCCGCUUCUGAUGCGUCACUUUUAAUUGUCUGAAAGGGUAUCAGUUGCCGCUAUCCACACAUUACUGUAGCGCCAUUGAAUGACAGAAAAUGGUACAAGUAUCGUUAAAAUUGUUAGAACAUUCCCGUGUUGCCAUAGUAACAAGUCAUGUUCUAGAACACUGUGAAAUAAUUGCAUCUUUGUCCCAGACGACAACAGGCCUCGUUUAAGAAUAUAACUAAUCUAAAAAGACCCUCUGGUCCAUCAGGUUUGAUUGAAGGUAAAGUGCAUUGCAGUUUUAGUAGAUGGAAAAAAUGGAAACAAAUAAUGUCCAGUAGAAACACAUUUUGGUCCACAUGUCAGCUGGGCUUAGUGUUGGGGAUAGAGUCAGAUGGGCUUAGUGUUGGGGAUAGUCAGAUGGGCUUAGUGUUCGGGAUAGAGUCAGAUGGGCUUAGUGUUGGGGAUAGUCAGGUGGGCUUAGUGUUGGGGAUAGUCAGAUGGGCUUAGUGUUGGGGAUAGUCAGAUGGGCUUAGUGUUGGGGAUAGUCAGAUGGGCUUAGUGUUGGGGAUAGUCAGAUGGGCUUAGUUUUUGGGAAUAUUCAGGUGGGUUUGGUGUUGUGGAUAGACUCAGAUAGUCUUAGUUUUGGGGAUAGAAUCAGAUGGUCUUAGUUGUGGGGAUAGAGUUAGAUGGGUUUAGUGUUGGGGAUAGACUCAGAUAGUCUUAGUUUUGGGGAGUCAGAUGGGUUUAGUGUUGGGGAAAGACUCAUAUGGUCUUAGUUUUGGGGAGAGACUCAGGUGGUUUUAGUGUUAGAGAUAGAGUCAGAUGGUCUCAGUUUUGGACUUAAUGUUGGGGAUACGGUCAAAUGUUCUUAGCCAUUUCCUGCUUACUGAGCAGGACUUCCAGAAGGCGGAGCUUGGCCUUAAGGUUCUUGUACUCGUGGUACUCCUCUGCCAAUAGGAUGCGGUCAUCUUUUGUUGCCGUCCUGAAUAAUAACAUUAAUAGAUAAUUAAUUAAACACACCAUAGAGCCCUGAGAUCUCAACGACUAACAGUGUAUUUGCAGAUAUAUUGAGUAUACCUGCUUUUGUUUCUUUGCGGUCUGAUUAUGGUUAGUAUAUUGAGGUUAUGGUUGAUAGCUGUCGGUGUUAGGGUUAGGCUCCAUUGCUGGCUGUGAAUAAAACUCUUCUUACAUCU
Molecule: messenger RNA, 4945 nt
Organism: Esox lucius (northern pike)
Lineage: Eukaryota; Metazoa; Chordata; Actinopteri; Esociformes; Esocidae
Gene: phyhiplb
Product: phytanoyl-CoA 2-hydroxylase interacting protein-like b
Exons: 5
Coding region: 356-1510 (384 amino acids)
Cellular component (GO): cytoplasm
Molecular function (GO): protein binding
Source: RefSeq, a predicted model, not a curated record